CAUUCCUUCCUUAUUUUGAAAAAUUAUUAUUUAUUUUUUUAUUUUUUAUAACAAUUUUACCCUCUCGAGUCUCGAACCUCACCAUUUCAAAAAUGAAAUGGAGAGGAUCCUUCUCCACCUCACUAAACACCACCACUUCCUCGUAACCUCUCCCCUUACUGAGAAAACCCCUCCCCUUCCAUAACCAAAUCUCUUAAAGCUCCCAUCACCCACAUUUCAUCUACUCGAUUUUCACUAUACACAGCUUCCUCUUCACUGGAAGUCGCAAACACCUUCACAAUCAACGCCCCAAGAGGCGUUGUAUAACCAAAUUCGCAGAUUUCGGUUCAGCUAGACUAGAAUCAAGAACAAGCAGGUGGUACCUCAAGUUGAGAUACUCAUAGCUGAAAGUUGGAGUGAGUUCUUGGAGUCUAAUUAGAAGUGGAGGUUUCAAUAAUUUAAAGGUGGACCUUGAAAGAAGCUUAAAACUAAAAGAGGAGCUAAAAUUGGCAGCAUGGAUGCGCAAGAUUUUGCUGAUACUUCACAACUGAAGCCAUCUGUUGUUUUAACUGGAACAGCAAAGGAAGGUAGUGCCGCACCUCCUAUCGGUCUUGUUGACAUUGGCACAAGUGAGAGUGCCUAUCUCUUUCGAGUUGCACUUCCUGGUGUCUGUAAGGAUCAAUCAGGUAAGGUAAAAUGUGAGAUCCAACGUGAUGGGAGGGUUCAUAUAGAAGGAGUUAUAACUGGUGGAGUUCUGAAAGACUCAUCAACUGUAUACCUGAUGAAAGUCCAGGAACUAUGUCCACCUGGACCAUUCACCAUUUCUUUUAAUCUGCCUGGACCAGUAGACCCCCGAUUGUCUUCUCCAGCUUUCCGGCCUGAUGGCAUCCUGGAAGUGGUAGUUAUGAAAAAUAGAACACCGCCGCUAGCUGCCACGUUCCCGCCUCCAUGAGCUUUAUGCACAGAGUUGCUUUCUUUUUGCUUUGGGGAGGAAGGCUUUGUGACACACGGAUAUACAUGUUUGCAAAAAUCAACUGGUUUAAUUUCGUGUAUCAAAGAUUUAAGGCAUUAUGCAUAUGAAUAUUCACUUUGUUUUAAAUGGAUGCUCAAUUAAGAGCUAAUUGAAUGAAUUUGGUCAGUGUUAUUUGUUA
Messenger RNA from Alnus glutinosa, 1130 nucleotides. Its product is annotated as increased DNA methylation 3. Lineage: Eukaryota; Viridiplantae; Streptophyta; Magnoliopsida; Fagales; Betulaceae. The transcript has 4 exons. The coding region runs from base 494 to 931 and encodes 145 amino acids. The record is from RefSeq and is a predicted model, not a curated record. Gene Ontology annotation, cellular component: nucleus.